AUGACAAACCAAAAUGCACCCAAUCCGGUCUCCUAUCGUUCCAUUACACGGGAGCUGAAAAACCCACCAAAAUUUGGCAAACCCCCAAAGGACCACUGCGAUCCUUUCUUGCCCGAAAGCAGGGUGCAUACACUGGUUCAAAGAGACCGUGUUGAGUCAACAUUGAGGGCUAAAAUACCCACCCUCACCCACAGCGACCUUAAGAAGUUGACCAAUUAUGUCAUGGACAAAGCAAGUAAGGUAUUCUUGACACUUGUCCGCUCAGAAGCCGUCCCGGGACACUUGGAACUCUUCCAAUCGCAUGGCUUCACUGACGCGGACCUACCGAUUGGAUUGAACGGCGACAACGGUGACGGAAUAUGCAGUGUAGGGUUAGACGGCAAGCCGAAAGAUCCGAAUGGACAAUCUCUGGACCUUUUCGAUAACUGGUCCGACGCGACUAUAGAGACUUUCUUCCAACGCCAAUGGAUUUUCUUAGCCCCGACUUUUCGAAAGGCUCAAUUCGAGUACAAAUUCGAUCAUCACUGUUCACUGCCAUUCGUUGAUCUGCAAGACGAAUAUCCACAUAAAGGCGCAUUUGGCGCAGUUCGCAGACUCGGCUUGCAAAUCGAAUACACGGACUUUCUGACUUUCGACAAGACAGACAAAAGUGCAAAGCCAUAUGUUGAAGUCGCUGUGAAGGUUCUAACUUCUACGCCUGCCGUAGACGUGAAGAAGUUCUACCGAAAAGAAAUGGAAACACUCAAGGUGAUGAGGAGACUGAAAGACGAUCAUCUGAUUCGAGCCAUUGCCGUGUACAAGAAAGGCAAGCAGAAAUGCUUCGUCUUUCCCUGGGCUCAUGGAGGCAGCCUCCAGGACCUUUGGAAGAGAGAUCGAACCAAACUCAGUAAGGAGCUGGUUACGUGGGCUAUUGCGCAAAUGUACGGAAUUUCGAGUGCUAUUGAAAAGCUUCACGGAUCAGGCGAAGAAGGUAUUCGCCAUGGAGACAUCAAGCCCCUAAACAUCCUUCACUUCCCUAAAUCUCGAGACGGAUCCUCCUGGGGAACUCUGGUGGUCGCUGACGUUGGGCUUGCAAAACUCCACAAAGACUACACCGACCUUCGGGAAGGGACAACCACCAAACAUGGAACCACCAUGUACGAACCGCCUGAAAUGGAGAAUUUCGCCGUUAAGACUACAACAAUUUCCCGCAGGUACGACGUAUGGAGUUUGGGUUGCGUUUUCCUCGAGUUCACUACCUGGCUGCUCUAUGGGAAGGCUGGACUUGAUCAAUUCUACGGAAACCUCACAGCUUCGAAGACAUAUAGGUUCUGGAUAGGAAGUCCAAGAGGCCCAAUACUUCAUCCCGUCGUGGGAUCGCUGAUAAAACGGAUCAAGAACGAUGUCAAGCAGAACACCGCUCUUUGGAGAUUGGCGGAGCUCGUAUCCUCGUGGCUUCUUGUCGGGAUCGAUGAAGAUCGCCGCAUGGCUGGGCAGCCUACCAAGUACACAGGACGUGCAACUGCCCUUGAGCUUGUCGAAGAGCUUAGAGGUAUUCGUAACAUAGGCUCGAAAAAUGGUUCGUACUACUUCGAUUCUGAUAUGAAAACGAUAGCCGAGCAACGACCAGACCCUAACUUGAACAUUGCAACCGACCAGGGGGUCGCGCUGCGUUCUGAACAACGCACAACAAAACUUGAUGACAUGUGGCGAAACAUACCAGACAACAGCUGGGGACGUAUCUUGACUCAACGUCUUGACUGGGGCCCGCUGAGGCCAGCAGUUGAAUCUUCAAGACUUUGCAGUCCUUGCAGAAACACCAAUUUCCUAAAUUUUCGCCUGGAGUUGGAUCGGAGUCUUGGUGAUUUGAGUCGCGCAUCUGAUGAAUGCCCUAUGUGCUGUUUCCUUUUCCACUGUAUUUCGAAACGGUCACUGAAUUGGGAUGAAAUGGUGAAGCUAUCCUCGAGCAAUGAUGAACACACAUUUUUAUCAUCUAUCAACGGUGCACCAGCUAUAUCACUCUACUUUGAUCCCGAGUCUCACGGCCAAAUCCCAGCCCGCGCGCAACUGGGACUGCCUCUACUUCCAGAACCUGGCAGUCCACAGCAGUUCAACCUUCUCAAGCAAUGGGUUGAGCUUUGCAACACACGGCAUCAGUGUUUGCAGACUAAGGAGAGACCAUCGGGGCAAAUGCCGACAAGGCUGCUUUACGUGGGAACUGGUUGUGACCCCUCUCUGCGCCUCAUCGAGACAAACGAUGGCAAAGUGAACGGCCAUUAUGUGGCUCUAAGCCACUGCUGGGGAGUUCUAAACAAGGAACAGAGGGUCUGCACGUAUGCCGACAACAUCGAGAUGUUCAAGAAAACAAUCCCUUCCCAAACUUUGCCGCACACUUUUCGGGAUGCAGUCACAGUCACGCGCGCACUAGGAGUUUCAUAUCUCUGGAUCGACUCCCUUUGUAUCAUACAGGAGGAUGAUGAAGACUGGAGAUCCGAGGCGGCUAGAAUGGAGGAUGUUUUCAGUUCAGCGUACUGCACUAUCGCGGCUAGCUCCUCUACAUCAUCCCUAGAUGGGUUCAUCGCCAAACGGGCCCAAAGGGCAGCAGUAGGCAUCCGGACUUCUCAAGGCACCCUCUACUUGGCUGAGGCAAUCGAUGACUUCGAGACACACGUCGAGAAGGGUGUUCUGAACACCCGUGGCUGGGUACUCCAGGAACGAGCUCUGUCAAGACGAACCGUACACUUUACUUCCACCCAAAUGUACUGGGAAUGUGGAGAGGGUGUUCAUUGUGAGACGCUCGCGGAGCUUGGAAACCGACAAUCGAUGUUCCUCGGGGACUCGAACUUCCCAACGUACGGGCUCGAGUAUUACAGAGACGAGCGCAUCCGACUCGUACAGUAUCUCUAUCAAGUCUACAGUGGACUUAGCCUCACGAAGUCUCAUGACCGCUCAAAGGCGAUUCUCGGACUGCAAAAACGCCUAGGCUCCACGUUUAAAUCUAAAGCCAUGUAUGGUGUCAUCUCAAAGUAUUUUGAGAGAACUUUCCUUUGGCAAGCGGACGUCCCAGGUUCUCUAUCACAGAUACACUAUGAAUCAAGCCAGACAGUUCCUUCAUGGUCGUGGAUGGCAGUCAUGGGAAGAAUUCGAUACAUGGACAUUCCGUUCGGCGAAGUAACAUGGACGGGCGAUCUUGAAAACCCAUUCAAGCCAGGCUUUGAUGAUACUGAGUGGAAUGGGCGACUGGUUGCUAAGGCAAAGAGGCUUGCAAUCGACGAUGGUGAAUUUGCAGAGAGAUGCAAGGUCGAUCUGAGUCUUUACAAAUUCGAGCCAAGAAGCUGGAAGUGCGUGGUUGUAGGGGAGAGCAAGGUCGCCAACGAGGACGGCGACAAGAACCAAUACGUUUUGCUGAUACGCAAGAGAUCAUCUGUCGUGGCAACCACUGUCUACGAGCGAGUCGGGGUGGGGAUUCUUUUGCAGACACAAAUUGGUUUGAGGUCUAUCAAAGUUCAUCUUGUAUGA
This is a messenger RNA of Colletotrichum gloeosporioides, 3498 nucleotides long. RefSeq lists its product as uncharacterized. Gene Ontology annotation, molecular function: protein kinase activity; ATP binding. The record is from RefSeq and is a predicted model, not a curated record. The transcript has 5 exons. NCBI's taxonomy places the organism in Eukaryota, Fungi, Ascomycota, Sordariomycetes, Glomerellales, Glomerellaceae. Bases 1 to 3498 code for a protein of 1165 amino acids. Gene Ontology annotation, biological process: protein phosphorylation.